GAGAAACAGUGAUUCAAAGAAACCAAAGACGCUUCUUGCAUGUGAAUUUGCACCGCUGCCCUGUGUGUUUGUCGUCGAGGGACAUUUGGACGCGCAGAGACAGAUCUGACUGAGGACAGAGCGGCUCUUGUUGUCCCUGAAUCCACAGGCUCAGGCUCCAGCAGCCUCCCUCACCUCCAGUCAGGCCAGUGAAGUGCGACCUCCGACCCAGCUGAGAUGGCUCCCACCCUGGCCACCGCUUUCUCCCGCCGCUGGUGGAUGGCGGUGACGGCGGUCAUCGAGAACUUGCUUUUCUCCGCUGUGCUGCUGGGCUGGGGAUCCCUGCUCAUCAUGCUCAAGUCUGAGGGCUUCUACUCGUACCUGUGCAAAGGGCCAGAAAACAGCUCCAGCCUUAACCUCUCCAGCUCGUCUAACAAGUCUGGUGAUGAUGAGGAGUAUCUGGAGAUGAACGGCUGGCCCAUCUGCAAAGACCAGGACGAGAUGCUGAACCUGGCCUUCACUGUGGGCUCCUUCCUGCUGUCCGCCAUCACCCUGCCCAUGGGCAUCGUCAUGGACAAAUAUGGUCCCCGGAAGCUACGACUUUUGGGCAGUGCCUGCUUUGCCUUCUCCUGCCUCCUCAUCGCCUACGGUGCCAGUGAUCCCAACAAUCUGUCCAUCCUGAUCUUCUUUGCUUUGGCGAUGAAUGGGUUUGGAGGCAUGUGCAUGACCUUCACUUCUCUGACACUCCCCAACAUGUUUGGGGACCUGAGGUCAACCUUCAUUGCCCUGAUGAUUGGAUCUUACGCCUCCUCUGCUGUCACUUUCCCCGGCAUCAAGGUGAUCUAUGAUCUGGGUGCCACCUUCAUCAUGAUCCUGCUGGUUUGGGCCGCCUGCGCCUGCCUCGUCUUCCUUAACUGCUUCGUCAACUGGCCUCUGGAGCCUUUCCCCGGACCAGAGGACAUGGACUAUACGGUGAAGAUCAAGUUCAGCUGGCUGGGCUUUGACCACAAGAUCACCGGGAAGCAGUUUUAUCGGCAGGUGACCACCGUGGGGCGCCGUCUCAGUGUCGGCAACUCCAUAAAGCAGCAGCACCAGCCGCCCAAAGAUCUGGCCACGCAGGAGGCCAACAAGCUGUGCCUGUCCACGGUCGACCUGGAGGUGAAGUGCAAGAGCAAGGAAGAGACUCAGUCCUUCAUGAAGAGUAUCUUCAGUCCCAUCUUCUUGCUGAGCCUCAUCACCAUGUGUGUGACGCAGCUGCGCCUCAUCUUCUACAUGGGAGCCAUGAACACCAUCCUGGAGUCGCUGACGGAUGGAGACCUCAGCACAGUGAGUGUUUACACGUCCAUCUUUGGGGUGCUCCAGCUUUUGUGUCUGGUCACCUCCCCUGUGAUCGGCUACGUCAUGGACUGGAGGCUCAAAGACUGCGAGGAUGAGAAUGAAAAAUGUGCCAAGAGGGAGCCCGGUCAGCCCCGUCGCCCCGACAAACAGAUCCAGAAGAUCGUCAACGCCACCAGAGCCUUCAUCUUCACCAACCUGCUCCUGGUUGGUUUUGGAGUCACCUGCAUCGUCCCGAACCUGCCACUUCAGAUUCUGUCAUUUAUCCUGCACACUAUUGUCAGAGGCUUCAUCCACUCUGCAGUCGGAGGCCUCUAUGCUGCUGUGUACCCGUCCUCUCAGUUUGGCAGUCUGACAGGCAUGCAGUCUCUGAUCAGCGCUCUGUUCGCUCUGCUGCAGCAGCCUCUCUUCAUGGCCAUGGUGGGGCCCCUGGAUGGAGACCCUCUCUGGGUGAACGUGGGCCUGUUGGUGCUGAGCAUGCUGGGAUUCUGCCUCCCCCUCUACCUGCUGUGCCACAGCCGCCACCUCCAGCGCCUCAGAGACGAGCGCGACGAGGAUCCCAAGAUCUACGUCAAGAUCAACGACGACAGCAAGCCCGAGGCUUACGUUUAGACCGAUGAAAGACCGGAGAUGAUCUUUAAAAAAAGCAGAGAGGACGGAGAGACAUAAAAAGAGGAGGACAGAGAAGAAGAGAGGGGAGGGGAGAUAAUGGAGGUCACUUGCCUGUGUGACACCUCUCUCAGUUCUUCUAAAAUCAGACGAUUCACAAUAUAAAACUGAACACCACUGACACUGUCUCACCCCCUCUGAUGCUAUACACUGUGAGACACACACACACACACACACACACACACACACACACACACACGCCUGAGAGCUCCCACUCCCUCGACUGCAUCUCUGAAAUGGGAGAAAGAAGCUAUGAUGGACUUUUGACGUCUCCCAGUGUGACUCCUCUGUGCAUCUUUUCUUAUCUGUCACUGACUGGUCGACUGGUUAAACCUCUGCCAGUCAAACAUAAAAAAUUUUUAAAAAACACAGAAGAAGAAGAUGCCAGCCAGCGAAAAGCCACAGUGAGGAGAUUUCAUCCGAAUGCCGUUCAACCAGUAAACUUUCACCUCUCUCAGACAGCACAAGCCAGAGUUUCAUGGGGCUGCUCGGUGUGUGUCAUGACGACUUAAAUGUCCUUUGUGAGACAGAAACACACACUCAAGUGGCACCCUCGAUCAUGGUUUCCUCGUGCUCGAGGGCAUUUAGUGAAUCCACAGACAGCAGUAUUGGUAGCAGUUCAGAUCGAAAACACAGUAUGACGGUUUUUUUAAUCAUGACGCACUGAUAGUCCAGACUGCAGCAUCUGUGUGUGUGUGUUACAUAACGCAGUGUUUCUGGGGUUAGAUAAACGACACUGCAUGAUGCCAGAGACAGUGCUGGCCCUUUAUUACUGUUUCAUUCAGUCACUAGUGCAGGAAGACACCCUCAACAUGCCAUAUCGGUCAGUUUUAUUUUGUUUUUUAGCUCAUGAAUUUCUUUUGUGUUUGAAAUAUGUAACCGUUUUUAUCAGAUGUAUUUACUUGCAAUAUGAACGCAGAUGUUAAAUCUUUGCUCCCUAUUCAUCAUCUGACAAUGUGGAGGAGAAAAUGUGUUGCAGACGGGACAAAGAUAAUAGAUGCGGUGUGUGUUUUUAAAGGUCGGAGCAGUGUCGAUCCACUCGUGACACACACACGAGUUUGAUUCGUUGUAGCAAUAAGUGCUUCUGUGAGGUGCUGGGCAACACAAUCACACAGACAGGCAAAUUUGUAUAUUUUAUGAACUGUUUUAAAAAAAGGUGCUAGUCCAAUCAUAGUUUUUUUGCAUUUUGCUUUAAGGGGCAAUUGAGGUCUUUUUACCACAAAGCAACAAAUUGCCGUCAAAUUGCUCACAAGAGCUGUUUUCUUUAUUCGAUGACACAGUGGAUUCCAAAGAAUCAGUCAGGCUGGCGUUUCAAAUGACUACUUCGCUCUUGGUUUCUUAUCGGUUUGUGGUUAUUCUGCACCGUAACGAAACGUGCAGCGGCAGCAGCAGCUCUGGGAAACUUGAAUUCACCUCUUACAGACAUAAAGGGAGAUUUGUUGGCUGAUAAAUACACUCGCCCUUCCAUCUUCUGAGAAAAGUGGAGUGCAAUGAGACUCAACAACAGACAAUAAAGAGUCUUUGAAAAGUCCAGAAGAGAAGCGCAGAGUGUGCAGAGAAUAAUACAGGGAGAUAAUAAUUUGCUGUUAGAUUCAACCUGAAUGCCAUACAGAGAAUCUCUGAUAUUUCCUGCCUGGCAGUAACUCACAGAGGCACUUCCAAAGACAGCCAUGACCCUCACAGUGCCUCUUUAUGUGUCCAGAAGAUGGGAGGAGUGGAUUCAGGCAGGAUGUGGCGCACCCAGUCCCUCUCUCCCUCCAUCUGUCUUACCAUCUUUCAUCCACCCGUCCGUCUGCAAACUUGAAAUGUUUACAGCUGACAGGUGACUGAGCUGAGAGACGAGCCUCUGCUGCCAUCAGUGAGAAACGAAUGGCACACGAUGCACUUUAGACCCCUUAGAAAUGGACCUCAGUCAUGUAGUUCUGACGCCCGCACUGUAUCGUACGUGCAGUGCAUGGUCGCUUACCAGUGGUGCAUGAUGCAAAGAAUGUAUACCUAGAGCUUCAAAUUUAUAAUCUAGAACAUGGGAACGGAGAGAUGCUGUUAUUUUUCUAUAUUCACAGAUAAAAACUAUUGUUUCACAUGUUCAUUUAUAUGGCCUUGAUGUGCACGGACAGUGUGGCAGAGCCUUGUCUCUCAGCUCAGGAACAUAAGCGUGGACGUACCAGUCGCAUAUUAGGCGUGUUCAUCCCUAUUAGUUAAACCGCAUGAGUUUUAGCGAGAGAAUUGCACGGAGUAAAAUUGGUGAUAAUUUAACAGUGUUUAGUUAGGUGACAAUUGUGAAGAAACUUUUGUUAAGUGAAAAAAAACAACCAUUUCAUUUGUAAUUUAAAUGCUUGCAUAGAAAAAUACAUUCACAAAUGUACGUGCCAUUAAAAGCACACUUUUGGUCAUAGAUCCUCAUCAGACAUUAAAGUCCAUAAUCACAACUUUGAAUUUGCAAUAAACCUACGCGGAUAGUAUGCAGGGAUUCAUUA
Messenger RNA from Plectropomus leopardus (leopard coralgrouper), 4460 nucleotides. Its product is annotated as large neutral amino acids transporter small subunit 4-like. Gene Ontology annotation, biological process: neutral amino acid transport; transmembrane transport. The record is from RefSeq and is a predicted model, not a curated record. Lineage: Eukaryota; Metazoa; Chordata; Actinopteri; Perciformes; Serranidae. Gene Ontology annotation, molecular function: neutral L-amino acid transmembrane transporter activity; L-amino acid transmembrane transporter activity.